AUGCUUGUACUUAAUUUAAAUAUUACAAUGGAAGCACUUGACCUUGCCGUUGAUGAUGAUCUUCUUGAAGUUCGAACAUCACGCACAGUUACAUUUACAUUAAGUUCAUCGAACUCUUCAUUAUCAUUAUGUUCGCAACACGAUCAUCAAGCUCAUGAACGAACAGUAAAAAUGUCAUGCGCAUCGCAAAUAUCAGAACAUCGGCAUCUAGCACAUUCCCAGUCAUUGACACUUGAAUGUCAACGGCAUCGGCCAAUUAUACAAGAUCCCUAUCAAUUAGCACCAGACCUUCAAGUUCUGGAUGAUUGGAUGAUUACAACAACAGGCAAAACUCGACGACAACUUAGUGAAGUACAUGGAGUUUCUGAAGAACAAAUUGUUGUAUAUGAGGAAUCAUUUUCUUUGCUCGACAAAGAUGGAGAUGGAAACAUAUCUAAUUAUGAAAUUCGUUCAUUAAUGAGCUCACUUGGCUAUUCAACAAGCCUUGAAGAUAUUUCAUCUGUGAUAUCAAAAAUAGAUGUUGAUGGUGAUGGAACUGUUGAUUUUAAUGAAUUUCUCACAAUAAUGCGCCAAGGUGGAUCAAAAGGAGAAAGCGAUAUCGAAUUACGGCAAAUUUUCGAUAUUUUUGAUAAAAAAACGGAUGGUUUUAUUGACAAAGAUGAACUAUAUGAUUUGCUUGUAAAGCUCGGAGAACAUAUAACAGACGAAGAUGUGAUAGAAAUGAUUGAAGAAGCCGAUUGUUUUGACAACGAUGGGAAAGUAUCGUAUGAAGAAUUCAAAGCUAUAUUGCACUCAAAAUAA
This is a messenger RNA of Rotaria socialis, 801 nucleotides long. NCBI's taxonomy places the organism in Eukaryota, Metazoa, Rotifera, Eurotatoria, Philodinida, Philodinidae. The record is from the annotation of a GenBank genome assembly.